Messenger RNA from Staurois parvus, 352 nucleotides. The record is from the annotation of a GenBank genome assembly. NCBI's taxonomy places the organism in Eukaryota, Metazoa, Chordata, Amphibia, Anura, Ranidae.
GACAAAAAAUGGAACACACCAGCAGUGUGAGGAGACCUGAAAGUGGCACAUGGCAGAGUGUGGCGAUGGAGACAGCAGCAAUGGGAGGGCCGUACAGGGACCCAUGAGAGACUCUGGACCUGGCAGCAGCAUGAGGAGGCGGUAUAGGGGCCCAUGGCAGAUUAGGGGCCUGGCAGCAGCAGCUAUGGGAGGCCCGUAAUCUGCCAGCACCCUAUGACAAAAAAAUGGAACACACCAGCAGUGUGAGGAGACCUGAAAGUGGCACAUGGCAGAGGUGGCGAUGAGACAGCAGCAAUGGGAGGCCGAGUUCAGGGACCCAUGAGAGACUCAGGACCUGGCAGCAAGGCAGUGA